AUGCAGGUCAGAUUUGACCAGGAAAACAUUAAUGAACAAUGUUGCAAAUUAUAAUAUUUUAAUAAUUAAAAAAAUAUGAUGACUGGUAAUAUAAACCCAGAAUAUCGAUAUAUAAGCAUUAUUGCCAAGACUUGGAAUGAGGUUUAUUUGGCUGAGAAUCUAUUGACCAAACAAAAAUGUUGUAUUAAACAAGUGCUGAUUGACGCGUUAUUGAGAGAGAAGUUUUAAUAAGAGAUUUAGAUCCUGCAAAAAAUAAAAGCUAAUCCGCAUCCAAAUAUAGUAUCCUUCGAGGAAAGCUUCUAUUAUGAGAAGGUGACUACGCAGGAUAAAGUACUGAUUUAUCUCUUAAAUGCAGUCCAUCACCUUCGGCUGUAUUGUCAUGGAAUUGGGCAUCACCAACUUAUAGCAAUACAUCUAAUCCAAAAAGCAAUCGGAUCCGGAGUUCAGAUUUCAGGAGUACGAAGUGGCGGAUUUCUUUGUGACAAUGAUCCGAGCUCAUUCGCAUCUGCAAGAAAUUAAAAUAGCCCACCGAGAUAUCAAGCCUGAGAACAUCAUACUCAUCAAUGACGAGAAUCUGCUGUUUAAGGUUUGCGAUGUAAGACACUUCCCUUUCUACGUAGGUUGGUUUCGGCACUGAAAUCAUCGAUGAGGAGACCAGAUCCAGAACCAUCGGCGGCACAGUCACCUACCAAUCCCCAGAGGUCUACAGAGCCUUUAAGAAGAGAAAGCCUCAGGCCAAAUACAACCCAUACAAAAGUGACGUUUUCUCUCUCGGAUUGGUUUUCCUGUUGUUUGCUACCACUCAGAACAUUACUAAACAUGUAUGCCCAAUAACUUUCGUAUUAGCAAAAAGAAGAACUGUUUGAUGAUGACACAAAACUGUAGACUUACUUGAAGGAACAGCGCAAGAAAGUCAAAGAACUCUAUCCUCGAAUCAAAGGAGUUUCCAAAAUUUUGAAGUUGAUGUUGGAGAUCUCUCCUGAUCAGCGAUUCGACUUCUCGUAACUAAGUCAAAUUAUUGAGGAGAGAUCCUAUUUGGAAGUGAAAUCUGUAACCGAUUAUCAUUUAAAAUAGCCUGCCAAAAUCAACCACAAACAUCUGCAAUCCAUCAAUAAUCUGGAGGAUUUCCAAUUGGACAUUAAGAAUAAGGAGGAUGUGCAAUUGGAUCUCAAUGGGAUGCAAAACAAGUCGCAAGAUGAAUUGCUUAAAUUCUUGGAGACCAUUGCUCAGCAAGUCAAAAAUUUUUAAAUGAUUACAUUACAAAUAAAAUUGGAGAUGAGUUGUUUGAAUGUGAGAACCAUUGCCCCCAUCGAAAAGAUACUGAGCAGGGCUCAAAAAUUGAAGGAGUUAAAAUUACAAUUAUGGAAGUACCGUUUAAACUCUAUAUGCAAUAGCAAUAAAUUGGGGAAUUUGGGGUUGUUGUUCUUAACCAAGGCAAUAAUGAGAAUGAGCGAUUUGAAACGGUUGACCUUGGAAAUAUCGAACAAUCUGCUGUCGGAUGAAGGGAUCAACAAUGCAUUACCGCUUUUGGAAGGCUUGGUGCAGAUGGAGGAAUUGAGAUUGGAUUUCGGAAUGUAUAACUUCUAAUUUAAUCUAGUAAUCAUUUACCAAUGGAGUGUUGCGAGGCAUUCUUUACCGUGAUUUCUGCCAUGCCCAAACUAAAGAAGGUGGAUCUCAACCUGGAAAGCAAUUACAUGAAUUAAGUGCUUUCCAAAUUGUUGAAUCAAUCUUUGAAAAGAUUGCCACUCCUGACUCAGUUGACCAUCAAUUUUUCGAAGUAUGUAUUGUGAAUCUCUACGUAUGCAAGUAAUCCAAUGCACAACGAGGGCUUCUAUGAUCUUGGAGAAAGCAUAUCGGAAUUGGAGAAUUGUGAGUUGGUUCUUUGGGGUUCGUAAAUCAAGGAUUUGGGAGUUGAGGAAUUCGCUAAGGGUUUGUCAAAGUGCGAUAAGUUGAAGCACUUGAAUUUGACUCUGUGGAGCAAUCAAAUUACUAAGAAGGGAUGCGAAUCGCUGGGAUUUGUGUUAUCGAAACUGCAGAAGUUGAGUACUUUAGUAAUUGAUUUAUCCAAAAAUCGAAUAGAGGAUGAUGGAGUAAGGUUUUUGGCUAAGGCUUUUCAUGAGAUGCCGCAACAGUUGCGAGAGUUAAAGUUCUGGAUUGAGAAGUAACGUAUCUUAUGAAAAGCUAGUGUAUCUUGCACUUCUUUCGGAUUGAGAUAUGUCAAUCGUUUUUUGACAACUCAAAGGAAACUCAGGAACAUCAACUUGAAUUUCAGGUCGAAUCAGAUAGGGUUGGAUGGGAUGGAAUUGUUGUACAACGGUUUCGGUUAGGCCACUCAAUUGGAGAUUGUGAACUUGAUUCUUGAUCAGUAAUUGUUUGAUAAACAAUUAGCAAUCCUUUAGGAGAUGAAGGGGUACACACUUUGUUUAAGGGUCUGUGUAAGUUGAAGGAUUUACAGAGAUUGUUCUUGAGUCUAGAAAGUGUCCAGGGCUCUGGGAAUUCGGUGACGGUGAUGCUGUCCUCAAUCAGGUCUUGGCCUGAGUUGAAGGAGCUGCACGUCAACUUCUUAAAGUAAGGGGUUCUUCACUAAACUUAGGAACGAUACUGAUUGGGCUGAUGAUGUCAAUUUGAGGAACCGAUUGUCAGAAAUCUAAUCCACUGCUAAAAUUAAUAUUGAAUUAAAAACUAUAAAUUAAUAAAUAAAGUGAUUGAUGAUCUUG
Messenger RNA from Paramecium octaurelia, 2717 nucleotides. Lineage: Eukaryota; Ciliophora; Oligohymenophorea; Peniculida; Parameciidae. The record is from the annotation of a GenBank genome assembly.